Messenger RNA from Lymnaea stagnalis (great pond snail), 9572 nucleotides. NCBI's taxonomy places the organism in Eukaryota, Metazoa, Mollusca, Gastropoda, Lymnaeidae. The record is from the annotation of a GenBank genome assembly.
AGUUGUCACAUGAUCAAGUCAUCGGAGGCAAAACAAUCGACAAGGAACUUGACAAAAAUAACGGUAUCAAAUACAUUCCUUAAAUAAAUCCAUUAUAAAAAAACGUUAAACAAAUAGCUUAGGUUGUUUCAUAUAACUUUUUCCACCACAAUCGAUGAGUAUACUAAUACUAAAUACUAAUGAGAGUGACUAAGUCGUCUAAAAGUUUAAUGAAAACUUGACUAAAGAUUAUUACUAAAAAUUAGUAAAAACAAACUAGGCCGAGGCCCAACAAGAUUCUUAUACUAUACUAUACUAUCUAUAAUCUAUAGUAGCCUAUGCCUAUAGUACUAUUACUACUACUCCUAAGCCAUAAAGAAAGAAAAUAGUAGAUUAUACUAUAGGCCUAUAUACUAAAUAUUUGUAGUAAAAGUUUAGACUUAGAGUCUACCACUUAGACCACUACUUUCUACCACUUUCCUCUGAUUCCCAUUUAUUAUUAUUAUUAUAGCUACCCUACUACUUCUACUACUACUACUACUAUUAAAAUAUAUAAAAUAUAAUAUUAAUUUAAUUGCUUAGCAGUAAAUAGAGUAAUUAAAUCAUAUUUAUAUAGGCCUAGUAAUUUACUAUACUACUGUAUUAGACUACUUAAUAAAAUAAAAUCGUAAAUAUUCAUAAUUGAGCUUAACGGCUUAACUAAAGUUAACAAAAAAUACUUUUAUUAGCUUAUCACUUAUCAGCUCUGACUCUGAUAACUGAAAGAAGUCCUCAAUACUAUACUGUUAGCAAGCUGAGUGAGAGACUGUACUGUAAAUAGGACCACAAUGUCUAACUAUGGGACCAUACGAGAAUACAGAGAUGACCCUCAGUUUAGAGAUUACAGAGAUGAGGAUGGGGGAUCUGUGGCAGAGCUCACUGAGCAAAUACGCAGCAAUAUAUUUAAAAUCAACAAUGGAGGUAAUCCUGGCACCAUUUUUACUGUGUAAAAGACAAAUUAAAGUUAUUUUCAAUAACAAAGUUAAUAUCCAUUAUAGCUAGCAAAGCAUGUGACCUAAAGUUUUUGAAUAUUCUGAAUAUAUAAUUGAUAUUAUGGUAUAAAUAUGUUAGACUUGCAUUUACAUUUUUUACCUUUUGCCCAUUUAUUACAAUGGAUUAUUUUACCACAGCCAAUACAGUGGAACGUGCCAUGAAAAGCCUUGGAACCGACAGAGAUAGCGAUCAACUUAGGGAUAAGAUGUAUGUUUAUUUUAUUUGAAAUUGAACUGUAUAAUUUUCCUGAUUAUUCAAUGGUCACUAUGAAAUUCAGAAUGCUUUUCCAACAAAAAUCUCCAUCAUAGGUGCAUUUCAGAUAUCUUUGUCUCUGGCUACUGUUGCAUGCAGUUGUUGUGGUGAACUCCUUCACUUCACUUUUCACUCAAUGUUCUCUGGACACCAAUUUAAGUGAUUCCAAAAAACGUUUUGUACAUUAAGCAUAAAUAAAGACCGGGAAGAUGGUUCUAUUUCAUUCAUUGAUAUUUAUGAAAGGUGGGUCAUUUAUUCAUUUUCUGAUCUGUCGACCUUCAAAAUUCCUAAUUUUAGUUUCUCUGUAAUAAGUCCAUAUUCGAUGCGCAUUAAAUGCUUUAUUCAAAGUGUUAAAAUUUACAAACCGUUUUAUUGGGCAGGCCUAGAAUUAUAUAUAUAUUUGCAGUAGAUAUAAGCUAUUUUGUGUUGCUAAAGUUUGUUUACAUUUUUUUUCCGACCACCAUAUUUUCAUCAGAGAUCAUACUUUUCUUGCCAAAUUUUCAUGGUUGGCUCCACUAUCUCAAAAGACAUACCUGUGUUGCCACUUUGUAAACCAUGGGGAAAAAGGAUUUUCUAGUCUACACAAAUCACCCAAAGAUAUUUUUUUUCAAUAGUAAUUAUCUUUUCAAAGACUAAAGAGAUGUAUUCUUUUUUCAUCUUGGGGAUUGACUGAUUGGAAAAAAAUAACCUCCUGUUUGUUUGCCGUUUCGUAAUAUAACACAUUGUCAAUAAACAAUUAUAAUCCAAAACACACACACACAAAAUUAUGGCUUCCUAAAGUUUCUGAUGUCAGUGAGCAAUACUAAGAUCUUUUUGUUUUUCCCAAGUCUGGAGGCAAGAUUUUGUCGACGGGGGCUAUUGUUCCGUACAAAUUUUACAUACAUUAUGCGGAAGCCAUGGAUCAUCUUGAUCUCCAAAUUUUGGUACCAAAUAACUUAUCAUAUUAUGUUCUUUUUUCAAACUUGGUACACAUUUCCUACAUCUUGAAAAAUAAAUCCAUAUGCGGCUGUUUCAUUAGAUCAAACGUGGAAACUUUAGAAAUUAAAUUUAUGCAGUCUAAUAAAAUCAUGAUUUGACAUCUAAAUAAUGUUUGCAUAAUUAGUUGAAGGAGCAGAACAAAGUUGAUUUUUUUCCCUUGAACUAUCUAUGGCAAUUAGUAUAGCAAGGAAGAAGACAAAUGUCUUUUUGCCCACACAAAAUUUUGGUAAUAAAAUACAUAGAUUUCCCAUUUAAAUAAUACUUUAAUAUGAUAUCCGGAUUCAACAAAAUUAACCUUGUAAGGCGGUGGUGCUCAACCUUCCUAAUGCCGCGACCCUUUAAUACAGUUCCUCAUUUUAUGGCGACCCCCAGCCCCAAAAUUAUAUUCUUUGCUACUUCAUAACUAUAUAGCAUAUAUGUUUUCCGAUGGUAUUAGGCGACCCCUAGGAAAGGGUUCUGCGACCCCCAAAGGGGUUGCGACCCACAAGUUGAGAACCACUAUUGUAAGGCUUAACUUGUAUAGAGAAAACUAUGUUUUUAAAAAUUCAAUAAUUUCUUUAAAACUAGAUGAGAUGCCCCAAAUAACUCUAGGAACAGACCUAAAACUCAAGGCACCAAUAAAACUGUAUUUUUUUGAUGGCAUGCAUUAUUAUUUACUUGUCUAGGUUGGCUGUUGUAUUCUGACUUCAGUGGUUGAAGUAUUUCACACAGGAUUUACCUUCUCCCCAAGUCUAGCUGCCUCGCUUGGCUGAGGAUUUAAUCACAAAAUGGACUAUAAGUGAUUUAGAUGUAGCACUUAUUUUUUUUAAAUUUAGAGAAAAAUGUAUUGCUGAAUAAAAUGAAAAAUGUAUAAAAAUUUUUAAUGUUAAUUUUUUGUGAGAAAUAAAUCCAAUAUUAUUUUGCACGCAGACAUGAGACUUCACAGAGUACCAAUAAGGUUGUGCAAAGUACUACUCGAUUUCUUCGAAAAGCUGCAGGCAAGCCAGCAAAUAAGGUGAAAUUGUGUUUUUUCUUCCUCAUAAAACUGGGCAUUGCAAUUGGUUUUAGAUUAAAUACUUCGUAAUGACACCCUGUGCGUUGCAAGAGGUUGUAGAUGAAUUAACUUUGUAAUGACUUAUCAGUGACUUGUGCAAACUAUUUGUGAUCUUUAAAAAAAAUUAAUUUUCAUUUAAUAACUAACAAUAUGUCACAAUUUUUUUUUUAAAGGUUGCGUACAUGUUCAAGGUUUAUUUCAUUGUCACUGAUUAAUUUUUCAUUUAUACCACAGCAAGAAAAGAUUCAAUUGGACCUUCUAAAGAGUAAUUUUCAUGAUGCAUGUACAAGAUUUCAAACCCUACAAAAGGUAAGAUGUAAUAAAAUGUAUAUAAAUCUUAACUGUCAAAUCUUUUUUUUAAUUCCUUUAUAUGAACUUCGUUUUUGUGUUUCUUUGUUGUUGCAAAAUCUUCGAAAGGCUAUUUCAGCCACUUGCCUUCAUCCUAUCGAGCUGAAACUUGGCACAUUGACUUGAUGCAGUUGACAACAUAUACGAUCAAAUUAUCAGCCCUACCCCAACCUGACAAAAAUCAGUUUUUCCUGUUUUUAAAGGGGUGGGGAAUGUUAAUGACUUGUUCAAUGGUUGUGCGUUUUGGUGUGGAGAUUAAUUAUGUAGCUGUUGCUGUGUGCCUUGUGUUUGUGACGUAUUUGGGUUUAAAUAUAUCUUUAGUCUGUUAGGUUUUACACAUCAGUCUCUACAAUCACGAAAAUGAUAAACCAUGUGCAAUUACAUAAUAAAUGCAAACAAAAAAUGCAUAAAAAGGAUUUGUUUAAUUCAUCUCAAGUUUGUACUAAUUCUUUGAUAGUUAUACAAUUCAAGUGCUCCAGAAACAAUGACAGCUGUUGAGCUCUAUUUUACCCAUGCAUUUUUUGCUCAAGCUACUUUUAAACCAUUUUUUACUCCUUAUCAUUUUGACAUUUUAAUGUGAAUCUUUCUUUUGGUUAAAAAAAAUAGUAAUUUCCAACUUGUUUAUCUCAGAAAGCUGCAGCUAAAGUAAAAUCAUCUGUAGUUCUUGGAAGCCAGUCCAAACAGCCCCUGGUGUCCUUUGGUGUGAGUCUAACAGAUUUUGAUUCUGUGUUAAAUCAGACAUGUUUUGUUUGAAUUUUAUAUUGUAGAGUUACACUGAAUUCUUGUCCUAUUUGAAGAAAGUAGAUAAGUUUAAAAAAAAUAAUUUUUUUUAAACUCAUGGCAUUAGUAAAAUAGCUCUUGAUAGUGCUAAAAGUACUUAAGUCAAAAAAUAUACAGGUUGAGCUAAUCAAGUUCAAAUAUUCUUUUCGUCUAUAAAAUGUGAUCAUUUUUCAAAUUUUGUCUUGUUUAAUUAAAGGACUUAGCACAUUUUACCGUGUUCAAAUGUCUGCAGUAUACUUAGCUAAACCGGAUAAGAAAAGGUCACAGUUUAGAUUGAUUUUGACAAAAAUGUGACUUAAGUACUUUUAGCACUAGGGUCUUCAAUUACUUUCAGAUAGUUGUGGGUCAGUAGCUUUGUAACUAUUCCUGCAUCCUUUCAGACGCAACAUAAUAUUCCUUUUUUAAAACUAAAAUUUCCUGUAAAGAUAAUCAGUUAUAACACCAUUAUUAAAAUCAAUUCAUCCAGAUUUUUCCAUACACUUUAAGAGAAUGUGGCCAUUAAUUGCCAAGAAAGUAAAGAGCAAUAAAUAAAACAACAACAUAACAUUUGCCCUUCAUUCCUACGUCUUAUAGAUAAACGAUUGAUACAAGAUGAAAUGUACUUAUACACAUAUAGAUGCUAAAAAAAAACCACAACAGCCUACAGAUAGUUUCUCUUUACUUAGUGGUAGCAGCUUGAAGUCUUUGGCGGGAAGCAUGACUUCAUCUGUAUUGCAAAAUGAAAAUAAGAGGUGUGCCUUGGGAGGCAUUAUGUCGCGUCUAUCUGGACUUUGUUAAAUGUAUUUGUUCACAACUAACCGCAGGAUCAAGCUCAGUUAACAGAGUAAAAAUUAUAAAAGUUUAUAGCUAAUAUCAUUUUUAUUUUUUCUGCUUGCACCACAACUAUCUAAAAUGCUUCUCUUUUCAAACUUAUUGUUUUAUCUCAGUUCUUUUGUUAUUUUCUGUACAGGACAAUGAUGAGGACCACACGGUGGCAGUAGAAGAGCAACUGAGACGUACACAAAUAUUGAAAGAACACGAAAUCGUCAUUGAGGAUGACUUAGCACUUAUUCGAGAAAGAGAAGAGCGGAUUCAUCAGCUGGAAGUAAGCUUAAAUUUUGGCUUAUAAAGAGUAGACCAGUGGAUAAUAAAGCAUUUAAGUUUGUUGUUUUAAUAGAUAAAAAAGGGAUAGGCAAGAUAUUUUUAUUUUACUUUUUCAUUAAUUAACCUCAGUUCAAAUUGACUUUGAGAAAUGAAGUGAAUGUGUUAAUUUUUUUCAGUUUUAUUUUGUUCCAAGCACCAUAUUUAAAAUAAUGUAGGAAAAUGCCUCUCAGAUAAACUUUAUUAACAUAAAAAUUAAUGAGGCAUCUCUGAAAUAUUUAUUUUCCAAAACCUCUUUAUUAAUUAAAAAAAAUUAUUUUUCAGGCCGACAUUCUUGAUGUGAAUGAGAUAUUCAGAGAACUAGGAGCUUUGGUUCACACACAAGGAGAGGUCUUAGGUAUGUUUUUGUUGGGGCUAAUUUGUACUGGUGUGUGCAUGUGGCGCACAUCAGUAAUGUGUCUAUACAGGACAGAAAUGUGGUGCACAUAAAAAUUAGUAAUGCUUCUAUACAGGGCAGCAAUGUGUCUGCCUCAUAACCAUGAGUUACAGGUUUUAAAGACAUUCAGCCUUUUCCCAAGACAUGGGGAGUUACCCAUGAGGCUGUAUAUAAACAUUGUCCUAUCUUGAAAGCUAUUCCUGGGGGGUGGGUGGAAGCUGGCAAAACCUGUUAGACAAACUCAACUGGCAAAUUGGGAAGAAGGCAGCAGGCAGUUUAUUGAUGGAUGAAAAAUCUGGCAGCAGGUGGUUUAUUGAUGGAUGAGAAAUCUGAUAACUUUUUUUUAUCUUGGUGUACACACAAAUAAACACACACAAACAAACAGACACAUGCAUGCAAAGAAACAUAACCAUAUAAUUUAGAUAACUUAGAAAUGAGGUUCAAAGUACAAGAUGACAAUAAUUUAUAUUUGUAUUUGUGGGAGUCUAACUUUACUCAUCAGGAGAAAGGUUAUUUUUAUAUUUAAUUUUUUGGGGCUCUCUGUGUAACUAACUGCUACUGCUAAGAAUAUUCAAUCUAUCUUGUUAAAAUGAUGACAUCAAAUGACAAUUUUUGUAAAUCUUCACAGACACUAUUGACAGCAAUGUUGAAGUGGCCUACUCUAAUGUUGAGUCUGGCAAUGAACAACUCAUAAAGGCAGCUGAGUACCAGGUAAAGAAAAGUGCUUCUUUCAGUAACUUUGGCAUCUAAAGAAUGGCUACUUUCAGUAACUUUGCAUUUAAUUCGCAUUAAAAAAUACCGCUCCGUUAUAGGGAAAUGACCACACUUUAAAUUAUGGAAGGGGAGCUUUAAUUUCCUUAAUUAUUUGAAUCAAUCUAGGACAAUACAAUGAUCCAAUUUCGCUCAUCCAUGUUCUGUCAUACCUCUUUUUCAUUGAUAUUAAUUUGCUGUUUUUUUUAUCCUAUUAGCUUAGCUGUUGCUUUUUUUAUCAGGGGAAUCUUUUUAAAAAUAUUUUAUUAGCUUUUUUGUUUGUUCGCUGUUUUUUUUUAAACUACAGAUCAGCAUAGAUGGUUUUUUUUCCCCCCAGUAUUAUUUCAUAAUCGGUACUGAUUAGAAAAAUCUAUAAAAUUUCACUGUUUCAUUGUGUGUUCAUUUUUUCUCUCCCCCAGAGGAAAUCCAGAAAGAAGAUGUGCUGUUUGGUUGUGAUAUUCCUGGUCAUAGCAGUCGUCAUCACCAUUAUUGUUGUUGUCAGCAUCAAAGCUUGAGUUGGGGGUUGUUUUUUGUUGUUUUUUUUUACUCAUAAGCCACCUCAAUUCAUGUUUUUAAACUUUAAUGAUUUAUUUAGCCGGUGCGAACCGAACGAAACAAAUAUGAAAAUGUAAUUAUAAAGUAUGUAUUUUAUUGAAAAUGAAAUGCUUAUGGCGCAGUUUACAGGGUGAAGUCUAAGUAAGACCCUGAUGCUGCCUUUAUGUUAUUAUUGUAAACGCUGUGCCACAGAACAUGGAUGUUGAUGUAUUUACAGGUUUUGGAUUAUAGGGCUUGCUUUAACCACCUGAUUUGAGUGAGCAGGUUGAUUUUUUUUUAUAUUUUAACUAAUUUGAAACAAAACAUUUCAAAGGAAAUGUGUAGUGAGAACAAUGUGGUAAACCAUGCCACAUGUUUUCACUGCCACAUUCUUGGAGGGUCCAACCACAUUAAUUAAGUUUGAUAUUUUGUAUUGAAAUAUUUUUUUCAAUUGUGUGCUGUCAGUGUGUGGUCAGCAAAAUAAUACAAGAUGAGAAAAAUGGUCUUGAUGUUUUAAGACUUCUCGGCACCGCCGGCAGCCGUGCAGAUUGCUAUUUUUUUUAAAAUCUAAAUUUUAAAUAGAUGAAAAGUUAGAAAAAAAAUUUGUUAGGUAUAGUUUCAUUCAUUAAAACUAAACUUUAUUAAAUUUCAUGUCUUGCUAUGGAUUCUAUGCUUAUAUUGCUAAAAACUUGGGACUUCAUAGUACUGUUCCAAAAUUUUUUCUGCUUAUGAGAUGAAUUGUAUAAAAUAACUACUUUUUUUCUUUUGUUGAAUAUUUCCAGCACCCUUAGCCUCCCAUGUGACCUGCAGAUGUUAUACUUGUACUGGGUUUUUUUGGGGUUCCUUUUUUGCCUUAUUGAUUAUUGCUCGUAUAUUCCUUGAUUGUGAUAAAUGGUAAUUUGCGCUCCUUUGUAGCUAGCAACAGUUUUAAAUUGGCCUCCUGUCAAGGUUAUGCUAUUCCAUUGCUAAAUUUGUUCCUACUUUCUAUUUUUUUACUUUUAGCUCAACUAACGCCAAUUGUGUACAUUAAUUAUGAUUGAAAAUAUAUAAUAGUAAAUAAUGUUGAUUGUCUAUGCAUUAUUAAUGAAUAUAAGUUAAAUUCCUUGUCUGUUAAAAGAAAUUAUUUGGUCCUGAGAAAGCAAUUUUGUUGUAUCAUAACAUCAUCCAAAGUACAUAAUUUAAUAACUUUAAAAAAUAAAAAAAAAAUGUAAAUCUCUCAAUUUCUCUUUCACUGUUCCACCAGACAAUGGUAGAUAGAAAUGUGCAAUACUUGAAUCUGUGUUAUUAUCUUUGGCGAUUUUAAGGAAAUUCUGUUAUAAAUUUUAUUUGAGCCUCAUAGAUAUGGGGCUCAGGUGUGUUUUUUCCCCCUGCAUCAUGGAAUUGAGCAUCUUAAUAAUAUAGUUAAAAAAUUAAGCUAGAUAUCAAGUAGAUGGCUCUGUCCCAAUUGCUACAUGAUCAAAAUGUUCUGUUUCUAAACUUCAAAAAAAAAUUUUAAAUUAUGAUAUAAAAUAUUUGUAAUUAGGCCUAUUUAUUAUGCCUUUUAAGUGAAACAUAUAAUUUUUAAAAAAUUAUAAAUAAAACAUAGGCAUGAAUUUAGUGGUGUUUGUUUCUAAAAAUUGAAGUUUGUCCAUAGCCUGAAGUAAGCCCAUCUACAAUCAGUAGUCAGCAGCUUUUUGAACCUGUCAUAAAUCAUAGAGUUGGAAGAAUUUCCAUAUUUCUAUAAGUAUAUACUCUCUUUCCGUGCCUACGUUCAAAAGCAGUAUUUAUUUGUCUAAAAAAAGUUAAUUGAAUCAGCAGAAAUUUUUUAUAAAUUUAAUGAAAAAACAAAAGCAUUGCUAUGAUUUAAAAUCAAACUACAUUUAAAAAAUAAUAAACAAGCCUUUUAGAGCAGGGGCGGUGAACUAUGAGGGGGGGGGGGCAUCUUUAUUCUUAGCCGCUAUAAUCUAUAAAGAUGCACUCAAAAUAUUUUGGAGUCCCUGACCAAGAGGCAGAGAGAGUCCGCGAUUAUCCCCAGUCUUCUAACAUCUUAUUCUGACAAAGCAAUUUUGUUAAGGAGGUAAACCCAAAGUUAAAAAACAAGUUUGAAGACAGUGGCCAAGUUGGCUUGGUACUUAUCUGACAUAAAAACAAAAUUAUCAGUGUCAAAUGAAACAGAAAAAUAUUUACCAAUAAAUCACAUUUAAUAUCUCACCAGUUUUAAACUCUUUUUUUUUAAAUCUUAAAAUUAUCACAUGUGAAAAGAGUUUGAUUAUUUAAAUAAAUAAAUAAGUUCUGACCAUUCGUUGGAAAUGUAACACAGUUCAAUAUAAACAAUAAUUCUUCCCACAAACUAUAAUUGCUUUGAGCCAACUGGACAAUGCCGCCGUGGAC